UAGGAAUAACAAUGCAUUUUAGAGGUAUUGUCUACUAGCCUCCAUCCUUUUUUUUGUCAAGCCAUCUUUAAUAGCUAUAGUUAGUUCUUGAAGAUAGUUGUAAGCCUUUUCUUGGCCUGGACUUCAGCAGAAUACUUCUGGCUCUCCACCAACAUGGUAUCUCCCACUUCUUCUCCCCUCUUUCCCCCUCUCCCCCUUCCCCGCCCUCCCUUCCCCCCGAGAAAUGGCAGAGGCAUGAAAUAGAAGUAGCUUGUAUCGCUGGAUUUUUUGCAGUACAGAAAUAAGUCUGAAGGCAAUUAGACACAUGCCAUUACUGUGUAUUAGUUUCUGUUGCUGGAGUUCAUAACAAUAGGAGGAAAAAGCAUAGUUAUGAGACCAAUAAAGGGCACAGACCAAUAUGGGCAGUUCGACUUAAAUUCUGGAUAAGUGGUAGCAUGGGUAUGUUAAAGGACUGCAGGACACGCACAAAAAAUAGUUGUAUGUGGAAAAUGUUUAUUAGCCAUUUGACUAAACACCCAAUUUCAAAGACAUGAGUCAUUUCUUCCCCUCCUGCUUUCUCUGUUAAACAUCACUCCAGAAGUGACAGUGUUAAUAAAUACAGUGAAAUGGUAUCUCUGUAAGCCAAGCCACAUGGUCACAUGGCUCAGCGUACUGGUUUUAUUUUUAACAUCCCAAACUACUUGAUAUACUUUUCUACUUGGGCUUUCUCUGUCUUUCUGUUUGUUCCUCUUUCUCUGCACCUACGUACCCCUUUCCACCUCACUUCAACACUGCUGAGUGAAACCAAGAGUCUUGGUGCUAUCACAAGGAUCCUAUGAUCAAGAGCCAACCAAGACAGUCCACUGGAGCUAUGGGCAGGCCUCAGAGGAACCCCCCUGGGCAGCACAAACACUGUGAGAAAUGUUUCAGCCAGUACUGCCGAGUCCCCAUCGAGCCCACCAUCUCCUGCAUGGUGAUCAACUGCCACUUGCACUGUGGGGCUGCCUUUCACAAGUGCAAAGAGGAAGAACAUCAACUCCUGUGUCCCCUCGAGCAGGUAGCAUGCCUCAACUCAGCCUAUGGCUGCCCUUUCUCCAUGGCCCGCUUUAAGCUGGCAAAGCACCUUCAGGUCUGUCCAGCCAGCAUUGUGUGUUGCUCUAUGGAAUGGAAUCGCUGGCCGAAUGUGGACUCAGACACUAUCCUACAUCAGAACAUUAUGAAGGAACCACAUAACGAAGAGUGUCUGGAUACAGCACUAGCCUUCCGAGAUCAGAAGAUUCUUUUUAGGAAUCUGAAGGUGGCUGAGCUGUUUCCUGAGUGGAGAGAAGAUGAUGAAAUGGAAGCGCUAAUGGUUGAAGAUGCAGGUUUAGAACAAGGAGCUGUUGGAGGAGCAUUCUGUGGUUCUACAGAAAAUGAUGGCCAAGUGGUAGAGUUGAGCCAACUCGAGCGUGAGGAGUUAGCAAAAGACAAGGAGGGGAUGGACCUGUUAAGUUACAAAGCCUGGGAGAACAUUUUUAGCAAGGAACUUUCAGCUUGCAAAGUAACAGGCUCAUCAGAAACCACAGAAAAAAAGGAAGGUGGAAGCUCCAAGAAAACAGUUCCAGUUUCUUCUGGAGACAAACCCAAAGAGAAGUCAAAGGAGGCAUCUGCCACAGAGGACCCGAAAGAAGACAAAAAACCUCAUGAAAUCAAUAUAUCUGCAGAAAAGACAGGCCUGGCCCCUUGGCAAGAUGGGGUUCUGGAAAGGUUGAAAAAAGAAGUUGAUGUAGGUGGUUAUAACAUGUACCUGGUGCAUCAUGGGAGAAUGCUUAUCCAUUUUGGCCAGUUAGCUGCUUGCACACCCAAAGAAAAAGAUUUUGUCUAUGGGAACUUGGAACAUCAAGAAGUGAAAACCGUCUGUACCUUUAAAGUACCUACCAGCUAUUAUGGCAAAAGAGCACGACUUGGAGAUGCCCUGGGACAUAAGAUGCCAAGUGCGAACAAGUCAGUGGAUACUUCAGAGUUGGGAAUAAACCUGGAAGAAUUACCCAAAUCAGAUAUAGUCAGAACUACACUACUAUGUGCAUUGGAAAAAGAACUGAAAGGUCAUGAGAUAUCCGAAGCAAAGAGUAUUGAUGGACUGUUCAUGGAUUUUGGGACACAGACAUACACAUUUCAGGCAGAACCCUUCUCUGCUAGGGCAACUCUAGCAGAUGUUCUGGAUGCACAAAACCCCGCAGAACUCCAUGUAGAGCUUGACACACAAUGUGUGACUAGAAGGCAUAAUAAAAGCAGCUCAAUCUUCACAUUCAUGUGCAAUCACUUCUUCAGGAGGGAUGAGUUUCCUUCACAUUUCAAGAAUGUGCAUGCUGAUAUCCAGUCGUGUCUGGACAGGUGGUUCCAACACCGUUGUCCCCUUGCCUACUUGGGAUGUACUUUUGUUCAGAAUAAUUUCCGUCCUCCCGGUCAUAAAGCAAAGGUUAUUUAUAGCCAGCCUCUCAAGACACUUGCUAUUAAACCACUGGUUGACCCUGUGCUUUCUGAAUCAGAGAAAUGCAACUUCAAAAUGAGGAUUCAAGUUGAAGAUAAGCACUCUCUAAGCAGCCUCCCAGCAGAACUGCUGAAAUACAUUGCCAGCUUCUUAGAUAGCUUCAGCUUGUCUCAGUUGUCCCAAGUGUCCGUGCUAAUGAGGGACAUCUGUGCCACUCUGCUUCAGGAUAGAGGAAUGGUCUUCCUGCUGUGGGAGAGAAAGAGAUAUUCUCAUGGAGGCACUUCAUGGAGAGCUCGUAAAAAGGCAAGUAACUAAUCUUUGAGAAAGAAGAGAAAGGUAGUUAACUAUGUUAAACUGAAGUCAGGCAAAAGGCAGGACAGGGAUGCACCCUAUAGACUAACUGAAUCAGAGUUGCAGAAGUUUUCAUGAGCACGAGCUCACUUCAUCAGAAAGUGAAUGCAUCUCUGAUUCAAUUAGUCAUUGAGAAAGAAACAAUAUUUGUAGGAUAGGCUCAUUAAAAAG
Molecule: messenger RNA, 2971 nt
Organism: Gavialis gangeticus (Gharial)
Lineage: Eukaryota; Metazoa; Chordata; Crocodylia; Gavialidae
Gene: FBXO40
Product: F-box protein 40
Exons: 3
Coding region: 815-2764 (649 amino acids)
Cellular component (GO): cytoplasm
Molecular function (GO): zinc ion binding; ubiquitin protein ligase activity; protein binding
Source: RefSeq, a predicted model, not a curated record